This is a messenger RNA of Medicago truncatula (barrel medic), 2424 nucleotides long. Its product is annotated as cAMP-regulated phosphoprotein 21. Gene Ontology annotation, molecular function: nucleic acid binding. Bases 256 to 1779 code for a protein of 507 amino acids. Lineage: Eukaryota; Viridiplantae; Streptophyta; Magnoliopsida; Fabales; Fabaceae. The transcript is spliced from 5 exons. The record is from RefSeq and is a predicted model, not a curated record.
GGGAUCCCACGCGUGAGAUACUAUGUGAAGAAAGAAAACCUCUCGAUCUUCGUCUUCAAACAAACAAACCCUAUCUCGCUUCCAAUUCGUAACUUGUACCAAUCACUUUACCCUCAAUUCCAAAAUUCCCAUUAACCAUAAAACCAAACCUUCCAUGAAAUUCUUCACGCAAACUUCCACCAUUCUCUCCGAAUCAGAUUCCACCCUUUCAUAACCCUCGAAGAAUCUUCUUCGUCUUCUUCUUCGUCGCUUUCUAUGGAGGGCUCUUCAGAGGAUCUUGGAGGAGCCCCUGAAUCAUGGGAGGUUGCAGAUUUAGACGAUUCCAUGAACCGCUUGAACCUUCUGAUUUCAUCCAACAAAGAUUCUAACGCCGAUGGUGCUGCUUCGCCGCAUCUUCCCAAUUCGUCUUCUUCUUCAAUUAGUGGUGAUAAUGUCUCCGAUGAUGCCGUUAAUCAGGUUGAUCAAUUUCUUCGUGAAGCAAUUCAAAACCCUCGUGAACGUCUUUCAAUUUUACGGAUCGAACAAGAUGUUCUGAAUUUUAUUAAAGAUCCUCAUCAACAGCAGCUUGAAUUUAAUCAGCUUCCAACAUCCUAUUUAAGGUUGGCUGCACACCGGGUGGCUCAGCAUUAUUCAUUGCAGUCAAUGGUUUUACAGGAUAAUAAUAGUUUACCGGAUGGUUCUGGGUCAAGAAUUAUUGUUAGCAAAACUGCUGAAUGUAAGCGUCCUGUUAUUCGCCUUGCAGACAUCCCAGUAAAAUUGCCGUCAGAAAACAAUGCUGUGAUGAAGGUUGCAAUCAAACCGAGGCCACAGAAGCAGACACAGACUUUUGGCAAUGCAAAUUCAAACUCAGGGAAGAAAAACAGCUCUAAAAGUGUGGAAGAGAGGAAAGAGGAAUAUAAUAGGGCUCGUGCCAGGAUCUUUAACUCGAGCAAUAAUGGUGGUACAGUGGGUGGGAAGCCAGAAUGUGAGACAAGGCAACAGGAUAACUCAUUGCAUGGUUCCUCUCUGUUUACCCGUGUGGAAGAUAAAUAUGCUUCUGUAUCUGAUGUUAGUUCCAGUAGGGGGAUGGUUGGUUCUUCAACAUAUACCAAUAGGGGGCUGGUUGAAUCUUCAACUAAUACGAGUAGGGGGCUGGUUGAAUUUUCAACUAAUACCAGUAGGGGGCUGGUUGAAUCUUCAGCUAAUACCAGUAGGGGGCUGGUUGAAUCUUCAACUAAUACCAGUAGGGCUAGAAAUAGGACAGAGAAGGAGCCAGUUGGUAGGUACAGGCAAAGUAACAGGGUGGCCAUAUUCCGGGACCGUGAAAUUGACCGCAAGGAUCCUGAUUAUGACAGAAGCUAUGAUCGGUAUAUGCAAAGAUUUGAUCCUGGAUUUGGAUUCAAUGGAGGAUCAUACCCAAUGCAGCCAAUGUAUGCACCGAUUGUGAAUUACAACACCGAGUUUCCACAGCUUGGAUCCCCUCAUGGCCCCCAGCGAUCCGCAGAACACCAACCACGGCCUCUCCCGCAGCAUAUAUCAGGGCAGCAUAUAUCAGGAACUUGGGUUCCACAAUCAACACCUGCUGGAAUUGGAUAUGGACAUCCAGAAACCAUGAUGUCACCAUUUAAUCCUAAUCAAGUUGGUAUACACUCUUCAUCAACCAUGUAUUUGCAUUCAUCUCAGUAUCCUUGUCAGCACCCGGGAAUGCCUUUUAUCCAUCCCGAACAUAUUCACCAGCCUUUUGCACAGUCUCAUCAGCCACCACCUGAUGCAAGUUUUGGAUUGGCCCGGCCCCGAUGAGGGGCAUAGGCCAUGCCUGCACCCAAUCAGCCUGAGCUAUACAAUGUAAGAUGAUGGUCUGCUGCAGCUACAGACCUCUUUCAGCUGAUUGGAGUGUAGGCAUAUAGGCCGAGUUGGGCUGGAAUGGAUUUGUGUAUUUCUUCAAAAACCAGAUCCAAUCCUCUCAUCUCGGUUUUCGAAGGUUGCUUCAUGCAUCUUCCAUGAGCACCAUGACUAUGUUUCUCUUGUGGACAUUUGAUAUUUUAUGAGGAGCUUUUGGAGCACACACACUGCUGCUCGUGAAGAAAAGAGUAAACCGAGGACUUCUGCAGAGCCAUAUAAGUUUGUGCUUGACUUGGAUGAAGCUUCAGCUUCCCAAAAAGAGGUAAAGGGAUUUCUGAUCUUGCUUGGCAACAUUUGCCUUCAGAUGGCAGGAGCUUUUGUGCUGAAGAUUUAACUGGAGUUUUCUAGCUCUUGCUAUUCCCUAUAUACUUUAGAGUUUGGCAAAUUAUCCCGAACCUAGUAUGGCCAACUUCUGUGGAUAUUAGUUUGUAUAUUUUACUCUUCGUACUUUUGGUUCUUUUCUUUCAGAUGUUUUAAUUCCAAUAUUAUGCCAAUUUUUGGUAAUUAUGAUUCACAGAGGACAUAUGUGAUGAUGAUUCUAUA